Penicillium daleae is the source of this 186-nucleotide messenger RNA. RefSeq lists its product as uncharacterized. The transcript has a single exon. The coding region runs from base 1 to 186 and encodes 61 amino acids. NCBI's taxonomy places the organism in Eukaryota, Fungi, Ascomycota, Eurotiomycetes, Eurotiales, Aspergillaceae. The record is from RefSeq and is a predicted model, not a curated record.
AUGACGCCACGAAGCCUAUCUCUCCGGGUGUCUGAAGCACCCCUGGAGAACGUGUCGUACAUGUCAGCCAAAGUCCCCGAGAUCAACCAUAAUGUCUCGGACGAAGUCGAUCUUACCGGCUAUUCUAAGCUUGAUCAAAUCGUAUCAUGCAAGAACUUUGACUCCGGUGAGCAUGAACACGAGUAA